AUGCCUGUGCAAGCGCCCUCUCAUUCUGGGAUGAUGCCUCUUUGCUCUCUCGGCUGGGCUGCUGACACUUCUCGACAGCAAUUCCUCCCCUGCUCUGUGGAUCAUAUCCCAGAUCUUGGGCAGUCUUGGGGGCGGCAUAAUCCUCACCACUACAAUCCUAGCGAUUUAGGCUUCGCUAACCGCGGACUCUGUUCGGACGUUCAACGAUCAUCCCCCGUUAAAGGCACCGAUUAUUGGAGUUUAUACCGAGGCCCCCAAACGGGUGUGGCAAAUUCCCAUCGUGUUCACAAUGUUUGGAGUUCCGCCUGCACCCGUGGUCGAGGAACUCGAACUUCGAAAGACAUGGUAACAGAUCUUGGAUUGAAGCAGGAGCCAAGGAAAGGCGGCCUGGAAGUUCAGACAGCAGAAAUUGCAACUCCAGAUGGUGCUAAAGACGACGGAAAUGAUCAUGCUGCUGUAGAUAGGUCUAGAUCAGUCUCUGCCAACCGACUUCGACAAGGUUCAACGGGAGAAACGGCUGAGGUAGACUCUACAGCCAACCUUUCAAUACACUUCUUUUUAGCCCCUGGCUGUUUGUUCCAGGCUCUCGUGGCCAAAGAUCCCACCUCGUGA
Molecule: messenger RNA, 612 nt
Organism: Hyaloscypha bicolor E
Lineage: Eukaryota; Fungi; Ascomycota; Leotiomycetes; Helotiales; Hyaloscyphaceae
Exons: 3
Coding region: 1-612 (203 amino acids)
Source: RefSeq, a predicted model, not a curated record